Molecule: messenger RNA, 378 nt
Organism: Cavenderia fasciculata
Lineage: Eukaryota; Evosea; Eumycetozoa; Acytosteliales; Cavenderiaceae
Exons: 1
Coding region: 1-378 (125 amino acids)
Source: RefSeq, a predicted model, not a curated record
AUGAUCAAAUUAGAGUCGACAGGUAUUGUUCUAUUGCUAUGGUUGGUGAUUGGUUCCAGUUUUUUUGCCACAGUACACUCUGUUGAAUUCAUUAGAUUAGGUACUUUUGAUAACCUCAAACAUAUUAAAGCCAAUUAUCAAGAUAUCAUCACUGUGCGACUCUAUCAUCUCCAAGGAAUGUUUAUACUCUCUCAACCCGAGUGCAGUGGACUAGAUGUAGUGACACAUAAAUCAAACCAUCAUUUCGUGGAAACGACAUUCGAAGUCCAAGAUCCGGGUUCCUAUGUCAUAACUUCAAAUGGUACUGGCAUUUGUUCUCCUCCCACACAUUGUGAUACUAUCUAUUACUCGUUUACCAUUGAUGUUGAGGAAAUAUAA